This is a messenger RNA of Drosophila elegans, 942 nucleotides long. RefSeq names its product chondroitin proteoglycan 2. NCBI's taxonomy places the organism in Eukaryota, Metazoa, Arthropoda, Insecta, Diptera, Drosophilidae. The coding region runs from base 21 to 896 and encodes 291 amino acids. Gene Ontology annotation, molecular function: chitin binding. The transcript has 2 exons. Gene Ontology annotation, cellular component: extracellular region. The record is from RefSeq and is a predicted model, not a curated record.
ACUCGAUAGCUACUAACAAAAUGAAGCUAUUCGGACUGCUUUGGGCAAGUUUCUUACUUCAACAAUGCGCACAGGCUGUGUUACAAAACGGAUUCGCUUUCAAGACGUCCAUAUGCGAUGGUAAAAAUGGCGAACUUUUACCCAUGUUUGGAACUUGCAAAGGAUACUAUGUGUGUGCUGAUGGAAAUGCUGUAAUCGGAACUUGCGCUUCAAAAACCUUGUUUAACCCGUCAACUUUGCAUUGCGAAGAGAGCGAUAGUGAGGAUUGCAUUUUCGAUGGCAAGGAUAGUAAGCGUGGUGAUGGAUCUAGUUCAGAAAGUGACGAGGACGAUGAGGAAGUUAUCGUUAAAGCUGACCCUCCGGUUUCUGUCAAACCAUUGAAAAAACCACGACCUACAAUACAGGACACAGAGCUUUCAGACUUACUGAAUAUAUUGUGUGCUGGCAAAAGGGAUGGUGUGAUGCUAACCAAGAAGGGAUCCUGUGGGCAGUACUAUGUUUGCAAGGCAAGGAAACCCCACCUUCGCUCUUGUCCUAGUCAGCAGCACUUUAGUCCAAGGCGCCGAAUUUGCAUGAUGGCUUCAGAAGCCAAGUGCUUAGUUGGUGCACAGGAAGCCAAACAAUUAGAUGGACCUGCCGUAACAGGAGGAAUAUGUUCGGAUGAAAAGGAAAACUCUCUUGUGGCACAUCGAUCCGACUGUGGAAAGUUCAUGCUAUGCAGCAACAUGAUGUUCCUGGUAAUGGAUUGCCCCACAGGUUUGCAUUUCAAUACAGCUUCUUCACGAUGCGACUAUCCCAAGGUCGCCAAAUGUCAGACCAAGGAAAAGGGGACCAAGAGAAAAAGAAAAUCAAAGUCGAAAAAGCCUGCUCGCAAGGUCAAAUCCCGUCAGUUGUAACUGUAUUUUAAAAGGCCACCAAUAAAACCAUUGAUUUUAAUCAAAA